Molecule: messenger RNA, 1675 nt
Organism: Aspergillus candidus
Lineage: Eukaryota; Fungi; Ascomycota; Eurotiomycetes; Eurotiales; Aspergillaceae
Exons: 1
Coding region: 341-1447 (368 amino acids)
Source: RefSeq, a predicted model, not a curated record
CAACAGCAACAACGGAUCAAAUUGUCAAUUUAUCAAAUGAACACCAUGUACCCUCAGAUUAUCUCGUUUAACGGAGCCGUUGUCGGCUCCCAUUAGGUGAAUCUGUGUUCACCCUUGCGAUUCAAUAUGGAUCUCUCCCGCGUUUUUGGAGGCAGUCGAAGCCAACCGCUGAAUCAACCAACACUUCACAACACAUUUCUUGAACUCGAAAAAUAAUAUCCUAUACGCCAAGGAAAGUGUAUCUUUGGGGCAAUUGUUGUCUACGAUUUGCAUCUUUUCUCUUGGUGACCCUAUCUUUGAUUACACUUUGCAUCAAGUGCCUGAUUUCCGGAUCGUCAAAAUGGGCACCCAACUAUUGAAUAAACAGUCGUCCUGGGAGUCUCUGUCAUCGAACUUUUCCAACCUUGAGAUCUCAUUCUCCCAGGACAGCUGUUAUGGCUCGGACGAGAUAUCUGUCGCGUCGACCAACCCAACUUCGGUGAAUACUACGACCGUUUCGCCUUCAUCAUCCGCCCUUGAGGCGCCUCGUCCCGCCCCGAAAUCAAUCUUGAAAAGACCCUACUCGGAAAUAGAGGAGGACGAGAAGUCUGAGUCUGGUUAUGCCUCCGAGGCUACUGACCAUGAAUUUGAUGAUUCCUCGGACGAGGAGGACGAAGAUGAAGACGAGGAGUACUAUAUCACGGCGUGGGACUCCGACUCCGACGCCAUGAGCGACUCCGAAGACGAGGAGGAGGAUGCUGAUGAUGAUGAUGGUGAAUCUAUGGAAUGUUCAUUCAUCUCCUUCGAAUCUAACGUACGAUUCGAUCCCAACGUGGUCUAUAUCGAGGCCCCCAAAUGUGCGUUGGAGGACACAACCGAUGCCGAUAGCGGGAUGACUUGCCAUGAGAUCAUGGAACGCGCUCGCGCCUUGGGCCAGAGUGCAUCGGAGGACCCCCUUGAUGACUUCGAUCUCGACGAUAUCGAAAAUGACACCCAUGCGAUUUUCUACGACAUUGUCCGGCAGCUACCCGAAGAGCACAGCCGUGACAUCGUCGACCUGGACAAGCGACUCUUUGCAGCCUACAUGAACGGCAUCAACGGAGUGACCGAUUCCAGUUACAAGUCGCGGCUGCACACGCAGGUCGAGGACAUCGUCGCCGGCGGAGUGCAGUCGCCGUAUCUGAAUUCUGACAGCCCGUGUGGGGUGUAUCUGGACCACGCUCUCAACCACGUGAUUGGGACAUUUCCCCACAUCCUCAUCGCUGGCGAGCUGGACGAGCUCAUGCGGUUGAGUGACGAAAAGAAGGCCGACCGACGCACCCAGAACGGCCUAGUGAGAAAGAUCGAGCACCUUCUUUCGGAGCGCCUCGGCAGUGACAGAGUCACCAUCGGAGCGGACGAGCUGUGCUUCUUCGCCGGGGGGAUCGCCUAUGCGCUUGAAAAUUGGAAAACGUGUCUUGGACGGUGAUCAAAAUGAUUUCAUUUCCUCUUCUUUUCUUCCUUCUCUCUUCUCUUUUUUCUUUGUUCCCACGAGGGAACACAAAAUUCAACGGAUCCCAUGUCCCGCGUUUUUAUCAGGCCGGAUCCUCUACACGAUUGGUUACGAAAGGAAUGUCAAUGCUUACGAGCGGGUUUAUCAGUGAUUUCUUGUGGUUUCUCAAAUAGCUUGCAAUUCAACAUGAAAAAAAAAAAAAAC